Messenger RNA from Dunckerocampus dactyliophorus (ringed pipefish), 3328 nucleotides. It is a transcript of the gene ice2, whose product is annotated as interactor of little elongator complex ELL subunit 2. Gene Ontology annotation, biological process: positive regulation of transcription by RNA polymerase III; snRNA transcription by RNA polymerase II; snRNA transcription by RNA polymerase III. Bases 90 to 2726 code for a protein of 878 amino acids. The transcript is spliced from 14 exons. NCBI's taxonomy places the organism in Eukaryota, Metazoa, Chordata, Actinopteri, Syngnathiformes, Syngnathidae. Gene Ontology annotation, cellular component: transcription elongation factor complex. The record is from RefSeq and is a predicted model, not a curated record.
CUGUAGAAGAAGGUCGCAUCCAGCGUUAGCUAAACUGGAAACUGGCCGUUGAUGUGAUUUUAAACCGUAACUGUGAGCAAGUGACAGUAAUGGAACUAUUUUGGGAGGACCCUCCUGUCUCUGAAGCUCCAUUCUUUACCAGAGAGCUCUAUGAUCGCUUUUCCCUUGCACCUAGUAUUAGGGAUCUGUGGGCCUCUCUCCAAAGCCCUGCAGAAGAUGCCAACAUAAAACGAAAGUGUGAUGCUCUGACUGGACAAAACUCCACAACCAAAGAAGAUGCAGAGUUCAAAAAUAGCACCUGCAUUAGUAAAGAUGACUCGUGCUGGGACUCCAUGGAUAUUGACAGUUCCUUUACAGACUAUGCAGUGGAGGCUGCAGAGGGAUGUAAGGAAACCACAAAAGCAAACGUUCUGCCCAAACAAAAAAAGACCGAGGGAGAUGAUGCUUAUCCUCAACCCAGACUGCCCUUUCCGUGCAUGUCCAGUUUGUCCAGCAAAGAGCAAAGGAUAUAUCUUGGCUUUUUGAUGAAUAAGAAACGCAACGAUCCCCCCAUGUACCUCAAGGCCCGAAUGGAUCACGAAAUGAUGCAAUUCCAGAGGUAUUUGCAAGAUGUGUCCAAAGUAUGUGCUGAUGACUACAGCUUCAUCUCACAAGGAGCAUUGCAAUAUGCAGAGGAAUUUUUGAGGGCGAGUUUGGAGUGCAUCAAAAUGUUUCCUCAGCUUUAUCAGAUCUGUGAGAUGACCAGUUUGACCGGCGGAAGAUUCAACCCGGGGCUGUCUCUCACCUUUGAAAAACAGCUUGUUGUCAUGGGCAGUGUGGAUAUCACAGGCCCUAUGAUAGUGCCUGCUGAUGCGCAGCUUGCAACGGAUUAUCAGAGUGUUUCAUCAGAAAAUCCUCCAGCCAAAAAAGCUAAGGACAUGCACGCUGCAAUUAGCAGUGAUGAAAAUGCUGAGAAGCUGUGUGCACGGUACGAGCCGCAUGUGUGUAUCACCCGAGAUGCCCUGGUCACGCUGUUGGACAACCACGGCCCUGACUUUGCACAAGGAUGGGAACUUCCUGUUUGCAUUAAAGUGAACCAUGGGAAAGGUGCACACUGUGUUACUCAGAAGACUGUUUACUUAGAAUCACCUCUUAUUAAAAAUGAAAUAACAGUGAGAGAGAAGAGCCACGUUUUCCACGAAGAGAGUUUGAAGCGCUCCAUCCUAAAGAAUGGUAACAGAAACGUGUUUCAUUUAAUGAUGGAAAUUCCUGUGGAUGACCCGAAGCCCUCACAGGAGAGCUCCCAAAGAAAUAUGGUCUCCCACAACAGCAAUGAGCUAAACUUUGACGUGGACAUGACCGACCUAGAGACUUUCGGGUGUGAGCCACUCACAAAAACCCACAAAGAGCAGAAGACACACAGCAUGCAAAUUUCAUGUGUUAAAAGUGCAAGUCCACCGCUUUCAAGUAAGCUCAGUGAGCCACUCAGCCAUAGUUCACAAGAGGAGAUGCACCACUCAUUGACAGUUCUUAAUCGUUUCCUGGCAACGGAGGAGACAACUCUGAUGGUUGCUACGGAGGCUAAUGAGGUAACCUCUGCUAAACCGGAGGGUGAGUCGGAUAAAGACAGUGCUGAAGACCUGGCAGUCACUGGAGACUCUGAUGAUGAGAAACUCGUCAUUGAUGACUCUUCAUCUCAAACGGCGACCGUCAAAAUCCAAUGUACACCUGAGUCCACAUCAGAUCCUGUGGUUACCCCCUCCGCUGAGUCUGUCCCCUUAGCUUCAUCCUCUCCUAAAAAAAAUGCAGUGCACAGGCAACAGUCCAAAAGCACAAAGCUGCCCACCGACCAACUUGGGGAGAUCUUGCGCAUGCAGACAGCCAUGUUCAGCUCGGCUAAUAAUGCCCCCAAAUGUCCCAGCACAUCCCAGGAGACUGUGUCAUCCACCCAGUGUGCCGCAUCUUCACGACAUUCCCUCCAGCUGUCCCUGGUGAAGCCAUGCGUGACCUCCUACUUGGAGCGAAACCAGGAACACAGUGAAGAGACCCCCAUGACCACUGCAGUGGUCCACACCAGCACCACGCAGCAGAAAAAAAUAUUGCCAUGGGAGCUGCAGGCUAGCUCUGAGGACGAACGAGACUACACAGCCCCAGAGAAAGGCAAUUUGCUGUACAAGCUCUACACCCUGCAAGAUUUACUCAUCAUGGUGCGCACCUCCGUCUCGCUGGCUCGGCCCACGAAAGUAGUUGUCAAUGCAAGCCAGUUUGUUCCAGUGCAUGUGUUGCCCAAGCUGGACUACCAGCUGUGUCACGGGGUCGAGUGUCUGAGUAGCAGUGAGGCUUGCCAGCUGUGGACAGAGACAGCACUCCACUCCAGUACCACUUCAUACAUAGCUCACAUCAAUCCACACACUUCUAAAGUAGCGCUGCUCAGAAGGCUGCCUGACACGUGGAUACACAACAUCUCCUGUGGGUUCAAGCCAGUAAAGUCACUGAACAUUGCGCACCACCUUCUGAAAAAGCUGACAAACAUGCUGCAAUACACAGAGCAUCGCGGCCUAACAACAGUGCAAAUGGGCCGUCCCAAUCCGGAGGGGGGAAGAAGAAGAAGAAGAAGAAGAAAAAGAAAAAUAACUGUGCAGCGAAAUGACAACAGUACAUUCAAAAACGUAUCCGCAAUUCAACUUAAGGGUCCACCGCAUGGUUGGAAAGACACGCACAUGCAAAAGAUACUGCACAUUUGCUAAAAUACUUACAUACAGCAUUGCACUUUAUAUACUAUACUUUUUUUUUCCCACGUUGAAUAUUUUCCAUCCAUCCAUUUUCUAUGCCGCUUCUCCUUGUCAAUUGUACUUUAUUAGAAAAUGGAGCAACAAUAAAGUGUUCUUGUGAUGAUGGUGGUUAGAUGUGUGUGUGUGUGACAGAGGAUUAUAGUAGAUGCCCGCACAUUUAUUCAUAAUUUAUGUAUUUUGAGGCUCUGCCUCACCAGACUCCUCUGACCGCAUUCACUAGUGAUAAUACAGGUGAAAUGUACACCAUACAUGAGCCACUGAAAAAAAAAAAACCCACAAUGUUACAUAUUUAUGCCUCACUGAUGUUUUCUCAUCAAGUGUUGAGAUUUUGCACUUUGUUCGGUGGUCCUUGAACGCACCAUAAUGAGACGCAAAGGUGAAGCCUGAAACAGGUGAACACAAGUAAAUGUAUGAGCAUGUGGUACUGGAAUUACAACAGGAGAGCAGUGUGGAAUAUGUGGGUGAGGUUUGGAGAAACGCCUUUUUCGACAGCUUGCAGAGCAAGGGAGGCUUGUACCAUCACUAGCCCCUGCAGAGUGAGGUGGAGGGGGCCCCAC